AUGUCCAGUAUAUAUAAACUAUCCAUUAAGGGGAUAAGAGCUUUUGAGCAGGAAACAGAUGAGACAAUUCAGUUUGGGUUUCCAUUAACCUUAAUCUGUGGUCAGAAUGGAUGUGGGAAAACAACUAUUAUUGAGUGUUUAAAAUAUGCAACUACGGGUAGUUUACCUCCAAAUUCUAAAGGUGGUGCAUUUGUCCACGAUCCUACAUUAGAUUCACGUUCAGUUACUAAUGGUCAGAUUAAAUUGGCUUACAAGAACAUAAAUGGAAAAUCUAUGAUUACCACAAGAUCCGUACAAGCAAAUCUGAAAUCCACCAAGAGUGCUUCUGGGGCCACUGUCACGUUUAAGACUUUAGAAGGACAGCUUGCUAUGAUUGAAGGAGGAGAGAAAAUUAGUAUUUCGUCAAAGAAUUCAGAAUUAGAUACUCAGAUUCCUAUUUAUUUGGGGGCAUCACCGGCAAUCUUGGAAAAUGUUAUUUUCUGUCAUCAAGACGACAGUUUAUGGCCAUUGAGUGAGCCAUCUGCAUUGAAGAAAAAGUUUGAUGACAUAUUUGAAGCAUCCAAGUUCACCAAAGUUUUAGAUAAUUUAAAAAUUAUCAAGAAAGAUAUGACUACUGAUAUCAAAUUGAUUGAGCAAAGUGUGAACCAUUUGAAGAUCGACAAGGAUAGAGCUAAAAAGGUUCAAGAUAGAUUAACAGAAUUGACAGAAUCGGCUGACACAUAUACUGAAGAAAUUGCUGAUCUUAAUAUUCAAAUUGAAAGAAAAGAAAAGGAAGCGGAAGAUUUAUUUGCAACCAACCAAGAGUUUCAGAAGACAUUAAGUGAUUACGAGAAUUUGUUGAUUAAGAAACAGACAUUGGAAGAACAAAUUGAAAGAACCAAAAGAUCUAUUGAAAUUCUUCCUGAUUCUGACCAAGAACUUAUGAAUAAACAAGAGAAUUUUGCUGCCAUCACGGAAGAAAAGAGCCGUACAAUUGAAGAUUUGCAAACCAAGAGUUCAAGAAUGAAUGAAAAAUUGAAAGACAGAACCAAAAACUACAACGACUUGAUAAGAUUGGAUGGUUCUUUAAAGGGUAAGAAAGUGGAAUAUGAACAAAACUUAGAAGAAAUCAGUCAGAUAAUGAAUGAUUAUGGUGAUUCAUUGGGAGUUAGCCUCUCGGAAGAUACUCAGAGCAACAUAACCAAAUUUAAAGGUGAAUUGGAAAAGGCGCAUAAAGCAAUACUUUCCGAACAAAAGAGGUUAUUAACUGAUAACAAACGCAUAGAGGCAGAAAAACAGUCGGAGUUACAAGAUGUGUUGAAUGCAAUUUCUAGAGAAGAGCAACAUUUUGAAUACGCUACAAAUGAUAUGGAAACUAACAACCAGAAGCUUUUGGUUUUAAGGAGGAAGGUUGAUGCUGGAAGUAACGAUGAAACUGAAUUAAUUGAAAAGCGAAUUGAACUAGAUCUGACAAAUAAACAACUUCAAGAGAAGCGAGACUUGAAUGAAGUAAAGGAAUUUGAUAAUAAGAUUAUGGAAACCAAUUCCGAGAUUUCAAAAUUGGAAUUUUCGUUGGACGAGUUAGCCAAGAAAGUUUCCACAAGUAAUAAACAAUCUGAACUUAGGUCCAAGGUGACAUUUUUGGAGGACUCGGUGAAGUCAAAAAAUGCUGAAAUUUCCAGGAUCAUAUCUGUUAUCACCGAUAACUAUCAAGAGGUUGUUGGGUCAAAGUUAGAUAUAGAUGUUGGUGAUUCGUUGUUAAACCAAAAGAUUUCUCAUUUGCAAAUAAAACAUGAAGACCAACAAAAGAAGGUGAUGUCAUUAGAAUCUGAAUUAGAGAUCAACAAAAAGACACUUGAAUCAAUUCUUAAGAAUGCAAAAGAUAACAGUGCUAAGCUUGAAUCGUUGAAAGCAGCUAUUACUACUGUGAUUGAGGAAGACGAGAUUGACGAAUAUGAAAGUAUUGUUCAGGAAUUGGAAGAAAAUUACCGAGACGUUCUGGAAGAUGUCAAUACUGCGGAAGUUACUAAGGAUUUCAAGGGAUCUGCAAUUCAAAUGGCAGAAAAGAGUAAAUGUUGCUUAUUAUGUAAACGUUUGUUUGAAGAAGGUGGUCUUGAUGUAUUCAUUAAAGAUUUAAAGCAAAGUGUGGAUGAAAGCAAGAUCCAAGAGAUUAAAUCAAGGGCAGUUGAAAUAAAGAACGACCUUGAUUCAGUAAAGUCUGUCAACUUGAAGAUCUUAAAUUACAGAGAAUGUCUUGCAAAUGUGUCUGAACUUGAAUCGAAGAUCAAAGACUUACGUAGCAAUUCCUAUUCCAUUGAUAAAGAACUAACUGAAGCAACCAAAGAUAUGAAAGCUACUAAAGAUUUGCUUGAUGCUGCAUUGCUGUUAAAGAAACCAUUGUCAGAUGCUACUAGAAUCAACUUGGAAGUUCAAGAUAUAGAUAUACAAAUUGACGAAUUGAAUGAAGAUUUGACAGGAUUCGGCUCAAAUGUCGCAUCAGUUGGUGAAUUACAAAAGCAACAACAAGACACAAAUAUUAAGCUCAAGGAUAUGAGACAAAACUUGAAUGAGUGGACUGAGAGUAAAUAUAAAGUUCAAAGGGAAGUACAAAGAUUAGAGAAUAGAGUGAAAGAUAUCAAAUUACAAAUAAGCAAUUUAGAAAGAUCACUUGCUGAUGUAACCAACAUCAAAGAUAAUAUUAAUGAAACUGAAAAAGUGAUUGCAAAAUUGGAAGAUCGAUUAAAAGAAAUUAAGGAUUCUUUGGAGAAAUUGAGAUCAGAUAAAGAAACAAAGGAAAGAGCUUUGAAAAAAGCACAGGAUGAAAUUCAAGAAUCAGAAGAACGAAUCCAAAAGAAAGUACAAGAUAUUCAAGACUUGUAUUCUUCAUUUUCUUCACUCAACGAAUCGAUUUCUUACUAUCAAGCACACAUUGCUAAGAAAUUAGAAGAAAACACGAGCAAGAUGCAGCAAGUAUCACAUGAAUGUGAAUCUUUAACAUUGAAGAUUGAAGAAUAUACGGGUUCAAUUAAGUCAUUAGAGAAGGAAGUGAUGGAUGCUUCAAGAGUUGAACAUAAUAUUCUUGCCAAUAUAGACUACCGCGGACAGCUCAGUAGAUUAGACGAAGCGGAGUUGCAACUUAAUUCGAUGGACAUUGAGAAUGCACAAACUCGAAAAGAUGAGUACCAAGAGAAGUCGAGACAAUUGAGAGAGGCUAUAUCUUCUUUGACUGCAGAUCAUGCUGGUAAAAUUGGAGAAGUUAAACAGAUCAAAGAUCAGAUAUCGGGAUUGAAGAAAGAGUUAGAAACAGAGUAUAAGAAUGUGAAUCAGAAUUAUCAUGAGGAAUGGAUAAAACUUCAAACAAACUUGUUGGUCUCCAAUGACCUUCAAAACUAUUCAAAGGCUUUGGAUAAUGCUAUUAUGAAGUAUCAUAGUAUCAAAAUGGAAGAGAUCAAUAGAAUAUUAACUGAGCUUUGGUCGCAGACUUAUCGAGGAUCGGAUAUUGCAACAAUUGCUAUUAAAAGUGAUGUAAAUUUACAAGCAAAGGGUAAUAGAUCAUACAAUUAUCGAGUAGUCAUGAUAAAGGAUACUAGUGAGUUGGAUAUGAGAGGUAGAUGUUCUGCAGGGCAAAAAGUGUUGGCCAGUAUUUUGAUCAGAUUGGCAUUGGCUGAAUGUUUUGGUGCCAAUUGUGGUAUGAUUGCAUUAGAUGAACCGACCACGAAUUUGGAUGCAGAGAAUUCAGAAGCACUAGCAGCCGCUUUGACUAAAAUUAUUGAGUACAGAAAAGCGCAAGCAAAUUUCCAAUUGAUUGUUAUUACUCACGACCAGAAGUUUUUAACUCAUAUGCAAGCUGAUAGAUUCACAGAUCAUUUCUACCGAAUUCAAAGAGAUGAAACUAGCAAGUCACGUAUCUAUAGUUUACCUAUCAAUAGGAUUCAAGAUGAUUAG
Messenger RNA from Candida tropicalis MYA-3404, 3924 nucleotides. RefSeq names its product MRX complex DNA-binding subunit (gene RAD50). Bases 1 to 3924 code for a protein of 1307 amino acids. The record is from RefSeq and is a predicted model, not a curated record. The transcript has a single exon. Gene Ontology annotation, cellular component: nucleus; condensed nuclear chromosome; Mre11 complex. Lineage: Eukaryota; Fungi; Ascomycota; Pichiomycetes; Serinales; Debaryomycetaceae. Gene Ontology annotation, molecular function: ATP hydrolysis activity; double-stranded telomeric DNA binding; single-stranded telomeric DNA binding. Gene Ontology annotation, biological process: telomere maintenance via telomerase; double-strand break repair; telomere maintenance via recombination.